CUUAAGGCAACACGUCACCAUGACAUCAUGAUAUGUGUCGUAUCUCGAUAACUCUGAACAAUCUCCAAUGGGUUUUAAGGGUUUUUCAUGAUUUCAGUGAUAAUUUACGAAGACUUCAGUGCCGUAAAUAUAAAAAACCUAUUGUGAGAGCUCCACUAAUUAUCUUCGUGGCCUUUGAAGUCCCACGAACAGCUUAGAGUGUUCAAGGAUAGAAACCUGUCAUGUUUUUAUCAUCAGAUCUUCCCGUUUGAUCGAGCUGACCAGCAUAAAAUUCUACAAAUUCUUUUUUGUUUUCUUCUCUUAUCCUUUCCACUACCUUCCAUCAUUUCACUGCCUUCAUCUGUGCCUCCCUCAGGAAUCUGAUGAUAAAGCGACACAAAAGGUGGGCAGUGAUGUGUCUGGCUUCAUCCACAGCUGCUGGUCGGCGCGAGACGCCAUCCGCGCCGGGGAGUUCGCCUCCGUGUGUGACAGGCUCUCCAUACUGUCCAUGAUGUCCUGGGACUUCAGCGCGACUGGCCGGUGUCACUUCUACAUGGCCAAGCAUCCCUCGCAGGACGUAAGGACUUUGUCAGUACUGUUCCCGACUGAGUCCAUUUACUUCGCCGCGGGUAACCGCUUAGUCAUGAUGCUGACGGAGGCUGGGCUGUGGGACGAGUGGCUGGGGUGGGAACUUGCCAACGCCACGGAUUGCCUGAAGCCGCCCUCAGCUGACCUGGGCGGGGAUGUGAAGCCCCUUGGCCUGUUUAACAUGCUAGGAGUAAUAAUAUUGCUGGCUGCCGGUUACCUCGUCUCCAUCCUGAUGUUCGCAGGGGAGAUGCUGCACCUCCGCCUCUCCUCACCUUAAGAGACAGCCAGUGGUCGCCCCAUCACUCCAACACUCGGCCAGUCACUCCACCUGAAAUCAUUCUCAGCCUCGUUCCUUCACCGCAACAAGUCAAAAAGGAAGCACAAAGGAACACAAAGAAAUUAUAUAAAAUAGCAGUUCAGUUGGUCUUCAUGAGGUUAUUUGUGAUGAGCUACACCGUCUAAUUCAAAUUACAUGUAGGUUAACAAAAGCGAAGGCUCCUCCCCGCCCACCAGGCCUCAUGUUGGGGUUUUGAUCUUUAAGUCUUUAUUUGUUAUCAGAGGCAGAUGUUUUACAGAUAUUUUAGAGUUAUGUUGUUUCAGAGUGAAGCAAGUAUUUGAUUGUUUUUUUUUUUUAUCUGGGUUUUGUAUUUCAUGUAAUAGCAGUACAUCUAUCAAGUAAUAUCUGAAACUGUAAUACGUAAUCUAUAGUUUAUGUUAUUUUUGCACUUCACAUGAUAGUAGUACAUCUGUUCAGUUAGUAUAUGAAAUUGUAAUCAUAUGCGCAUACAUAUUAAAGUUAUUACAAGAUUUUGUACUA
This is a messenger RNA of Scylla paramamosain (green mud crab), 1384 nucleotides long. RefSeq lists its product as uncharacterized. The record is from RefSeq and is a predicted model, not a curated record. The coding region runs from base 488 to 844 and encodes 118 amino acids. The transcript has 4 exons. NCBI's taxonomy places the organism in Eukaryota, Metazoa, Arthropoda, Malacostraca, Decapoda, Portunidae.